Messenger RNA from Momordica charantia (bitter melon), 1443 nucleotides. Lineage: Eukaryota; Viridiplantae; Streptophyta; Magnoliopsida; Cucurbitales; Cucurbitaceae. The record is from RefSeq and is a predicted model, not a curated record.
AUGGGUAUUAUAAUUGGGUGGGUAAUGUUGAUCCAAAUUUGGUUUAAAUUUGGAGAGUGUUCUAAGGAAGGUGAUAGGAUCGCGAGGCUGCCGGGCCAACCAAGUGUUAGCUUCCAACAAUUUUCAGGAUAUAUUUCCGUCGAUGUCUUUCAAAACAGAAAUCUCUUCUACUACUUUGUGGAGGCGCACACCGACCCCGCUUCCAAGCCUCUUGUUCUUUGGCUGAAUGGAGGUCCCGGUUGUUCAUCAGUUGGCGCCGGAGCUUUCCUUGAGCAUGGUCCUUUUAGACCUAAAGGGGAUGUUUUGAUUCAUAAUGAAUUUAGCUGGAACACUGUGGCAAAUAUACUAUAUCUUGAAUCUCCGGCAGGAGUUGGCUUCUCAUUUUCUGCAAACACUACAUUUUAUAGCACGGUUAAUGAUAAAAUUACAGCACAAGACAACUUGAUUUUCCUAGAACAAUGGUUGGAGAAUUUUCCAAAAUACAAAAAUCGAGAUUUCUACAUCACCGGAGAGAGCUACGCAGGUCAUUACGUUCCACAACUUGCAAGACUCAUAGUCCAAUCCAAACAACUCAACAUUAAACUCAAGGCAAUAGCGAUAGGGAAUCCGCUGUUGGAAUUCAACACGGAUUUCAAUUCGCGAGGCGAUUAUUUGUGGUCUCACGGGGUGAUAUCGGACGCCACACAUAAGCUUGUGAACACAGUUUGCAGCAGUUCUCAGAUCGUAAGAGAGGAGAUCAAUCGCAAUGUUUCAGCAGCGUGCUCUGAAGUCAACGAGUUGGUGACGCAAGAGAUUUCUGAUUUCGUGAAUGUGUAUUCUGUGAAUCUUGACGUGUGUCUGUCACCGCCAACUAACUCACAGCCGGCGGCUGCUGGAAGGCUCCACUUCCAUUCACUCGCCUCCGCCCAACGCCCGAACCAAUCUGAUCCAAAACCUGCUUCCGCUGCCCUCCCACAGUUCUCGGAAGAUAAUGGGAAAAUAGACGUUUGCAUAUUUAAUGAAGUGGAUGCAUACCUGAAUAGAGUGGAUGUCCAGAAGGCUCUUCAUGCUAUAUUGGAUAAUGUUUUCCGUUGGAACCUCUGUAGCAAUAUUUUGGAAUAUGAUUUGACAAACUUAUUGACACCCACCAUUUACACCGUGGGUUCACUUGUACGCUCUGGAAUUAGGGUUCUGAUUUACAGUGGAGAUCAAGACGCAGUAAUCCCGUUUAUUGGAAGUCGAACUCUGGUGAAUAAGUUGGCCAAGGUUCUGAGAUUGAACGCCACUCUUCCUUAUUCACCUUGGUUCCACAAACAUCAGGUUGGAGGAUGGGCACAAGCAUUUGGGGAUAAGAAUAUCCUAUCAUUUGCCACCAUUAGAGGAGCUGCUCAUCAAGCUCCUUACACGUCCCCAGAAAGAUCAUUGGCACUUUUUACUGCAUUCUUGGCAGGAAGCAGCCUAUGA